AAUUAUUCAUUUUAAUAAGAGCACUUGCUGGCCUCGGUCACUUUUAUUAUUCUAAUACGGUAGUGAAAACAUUUCUAAGAACUCUUAAAAACGAAACGAUGGAGCGUUGGGAAAACCAAGUAGCUGUUAUCACAGGUGCUAGUUCCGGCAUCGGCGGGGCUAUAGCAAAGUAUCUCGCGAAUAACAAAAUGGUAACUGUUAACCUGGAUAUGAAUAUUGAAGGCUACCAGGCACAACUUGCUGAGUUAAGCCCGGACUUAGUAAAACGUAUGCACUGUAUUAAAUGUAAUGUACGCGAGGAAUUUGAAAUUAAAGCAGCAUUUAUAGAAAUCGAGAAAAAUUUUGGACCUGUAUCGGUGAUGGUCAACAACGUCGGUAUGAUGACGAAAACCAAGCUGUUGACCGAAAAUAAUUCAGAGGAUAUGGUUAAAAUGCUCGAAACGAAUGUUUUAGCUGCGAUUUAUUGCACACGCGAGGCAUUUCGUUCGAUGAAAGCGAAUGGUAUCGAUGGACAUGUCUUUCUCAUGAACUGUGUCUGUGGACAUAAAGUGCCAUUAAUGGCUAAUAACGUUAUGAGUCUAUAUCCACCUACGAAAUUCGCGAUUACCGCGCUCACGGAAAUGUAUCGGCAAGAGUUUUGGGAUCAAAAAACAAAAGUAAAAAUAACGAGCAUCAGUCCUGGCAUUACUACGACGUCGAUCGCGAAAGACGUUGACGUGCCGCCACAUACAGCCGCUCUCAGACCGAAUGAUGUGGCGGAUGCAUUAAUUUAUUGUCUACAAACUCCACCGGAUGUGCAAAUCCAUGAUUUGAUUAUUAAGCCAAUUGGGGAAACGUUUUUGUAAAGCUUUUGUUAAAAUAAACUAAAAAGAAGUAUAGAAAAACUCAAAACAAUGUUGGUCAAAGAUAUACCGAAAUAGAUUUUUUUUCUUAGAGUGAAACUUGGAGUUCCUUAGAAUGCCAGAAAAAUGUAAAAUUGCCACAAUUUUGAAAAUAUUAGUUAAAAAUAGAUAGAAAAUAAGCAAGAAAAUUAUUUAAAGAAAUACACCAAAAACUGAAAAGUUCAUCGAAACAAAAAAAAAAAUAUUUUUGAGAAGGAAUGUUGCCACCUGUUUAAAAAAACUUGUAAUUAUUAUAAAAUUGAAGAGAUUUGGAGUGAAUACAACUAAAUAUAUUUGUAAUAAGGGUUGUCACCUGAUUAAAUUUUUUAUUUCACUACAUUUUAUAAAAUAGAUAAAUUUUAACAAGCUGGCGUUUUAAAAAGCUUUUCGUUGGUAUCGAAGCAGGCUGAUAGAUGAUAAUAUUUUUGAGAAGUGUUCCCAUAUGAAGCGUUUAAGAAUUACAAUCUAU
Molecule: messenger RNA, 1350 nt
Organism: Bactrocera dorsalis (oriental fruit fly)
Lineage: Eukaryota; Metazoa; Arthropoda; Insecta; Diptera; Tephritidae
Product: farnesol dehydrogenase
Exons: 2
Coding region: 99-845 (248 amino acids)
Source: RefSeq, a predicted model, not a curated record